This is a messenger RNA of Didymodactylos carnosus, 1848 nucleotides long. The record is from the annotation of a GenBank genome assembly. NCBI's taxonomy places the organism in Eukaryota, Metazoa, Rotifera, Eurotatoria, Philodinida, Philodinidae.
AUGGAUCUCCUAGCGUACACUGAGCGAGGCGUAAGCCGUGUACCUCUAUUAUCUCGUUAUAACAUUAUUGAUUUCCGCUUGUAUUCAAGUGGAAAUAAAACAAAUAAUGUAAAAGAUAAACAGCCACCAGAAGCCGUUUCAUUUGAAACGAGUGGACGAACGUCUGAAAAUCCUGUGUGGUCAAUAAAGGAUCAAGCAAGCCAUAAAACGAAAUUAUCCGGUAGUCAUGAGCAUGAUUCUAAGCCUUUAGCCGAUUCUUCACCCACUCCAACACCCACUCCAACACCCACAUCAUCCCCGGUUGCAUCAACAACUGACCAAGUUCAUGUAGGUGAAGGACGUAUGAAAUCAAAUAGCCCAGUAUGGUCAACAGUAACUGAUAACUAUUCUGGAGGUGCUACUUCAAAAAAAGAGGAUAAAAUUGAUCCAUCAGCAACUUUUAUUCCAAAAAGAAAGUAUUCGACGUCAUCGUCUAAGUCGAGCAACACGGAUAAAAGUGCGAAAAGAAUUGAUGUUCAUUCGGAUAUUUAUCCUCCGUCAACAGUAGAAAAUCAGACACCUAUAUCGUCCAAAACAGAUUCCUCAUCAACACAAGAACAAGUACCGUCUGCUCAAACAACAGAGCGCACCGUUUGGUCUGCUCAAAGACUAGACACAGUUCACACACCCGGUACAAGUCGUCCAACAACAGCAUUUAUCCCAUCAUCCACAGAUGCAUCAUCGCAUCGAUCGACGGUUUAUAGUCCAGUUGGAGAUAUCAAUAUUGCUGAUCCUUUUAAAACCAAGAAUGUACUGCCUACUACAUCAUCGAAGUCCUCGUCCAACACAAUUUCCCAACCAGUUUCACCGCCGAAACCAUCAGCUGACUCGAUAACGACGACCUCCUCUGUAAAUUCAACGUCAACACAAGAUCAGCCACCUUUAUCAGAAAAGACUGAGCGAACAAUUUGGUCUGCGCAAAGACCAGACACAGUUCACACACCAGGUUCAAGUAGUCCAACAACGACAUUUAUCCCAUCAUCCUCAGAUGCAUUAUCACAUCGAUCGACAGUUUAUAGUCCGACUGGAGAUAUCAAUGUCACUGAUCCGUUUGAUACAUCUGUGCCGGUUGAGAUGGCUUCCUUGGAACAGAGAAAAAGCAAUAUUCCUCCAUCAGCAGCAAAAACGUUCGGAGGGCAAGAUACGUCUAUAUCAUCGUUUCGUUCAACACCAACAACAGCAGAUACGAAUAAUCGAUCAACUGAAAGACCCAUCCAAAGCAAAGAUCAAAUUCGAAAUGAAAUUCUACGGGAAGCUCUAAAAAUUGUCAAUGAGAAAGGAUGGUCAAUGGAUGCAAUUAGAGAAGGCGUUCGUACUCGUGGUCAUCCAUCUACCGUCGAAAGUUUAUUUUCAAGUGAAUAUGACCUUGUCGAUUAUGUUGUUAAUGAUGCAAAUAAAGCAAUGGUGAAAUAUAUGAGAGAGAGAAAAGAGAAAGGAAAUAUAAACACUGAACAGUUAUUAGUGGACGGUUUGAAGUACCGUUUAAGUUUCAUAAUUCCCUAUACACAAACAUGGAAUCAGGCUCUCGCUCUUGGUGCAAUACCUCAAAAUGCAUUUCGUGAAUGGAAAAAUCUCUUAGACUUAGCUGAUAAAGCAUGGCACACUGUUGGAGAUAAUUCAACAGACAUCGAUUGGUAUACAAAACGUUUAUUAUUAGCAGCUGUAUAUAAAAGUGCCGAAAUAUAUAUGGUUCAAGAUUCAUCACCUGAUAAAGCUAACACACUCAAUUAUUUAGAUAGUCGAUUAAACGAUUUUUCGUCAAUGGCUAAUGCAAAAGAUUCGGUAGGAUUUUUAGAAGAGCUAUUAUAA